AAAACUUCAAAAACAUACAACACCAGGUAUUCGCUGGUCGUCACCGACCCAACUACUAAUCCGGCCCUCAUUGGCUUAUCUAUGGGAGAGCGGACGGGAUCCCGAGUUUUCCAAUGGGUAUGGUCGUAUGUGAUGGUCGAUGAUCGUGAAGCAGUUGAUAUAGGCAGUUGCAAGUUGUGGAAGCUGGAUGUGGCCGCACUUCUGGCUGCACGGUGCCGCUUAAGCUGCAGGCAAACGAUAACCCCGUCCAACGAACCUUAUACAAGUAAGCGCUCAUGUUGA
Messenger RNA from Colletotrichum acutatum, 282 nucleotides. RefSeq lists its product as uncharacterized. The annotation marks the transcript as partial. Lineage: Eukaryota; Fungi; Ascomycota; Sordariomycetes; Glomerellales; Glomerellaceae. The record is from RefSeq and is a predicted model, not a curated record. The transcript has a single exon.